UUUGUUGACAUAGAAGUGCAUGCAAAAUGCAAAGAGCAUCUGUCAAACAGCAAAACUUUGUAGACAUAAAAGUACAUGCAGAAUGCAAAAAGCAUCUGUCAAACAGUGAUACAUUCUCUAUUUUAAGGUUCAUCACAUCAUCGGGGGACGCAGCCCCCCUAUGAUGAUUAUUUCAAAGUUGCUCUAUGUUAACUUAACAAGGGUAGAGAAUGGAUGGAAUGAGACACUUUUAGCUUUAUCGUGUCUCAUGCCCACUGGCACUGUCUGGCUCUGACAGUCUUCCACGAUUUUCCUGCACCGCCUUCAGGGCGCGAGGGCUCGGCAGCGCUGGCCGUUGGCAACGCUGCGGCCGCACCAGAGCAACCGCCGUGCCUUUGGGGAAAACCAAAGCCCUUAAAGGAAGAAAGAAGAAGGAGACAUUGGGGAAACUCGUGUCUAAGCCUCCUGCAGAGUGCGGGGAAAAGAAAAUGGCCUCACUUGAUGAUGAGUAUUCAUGGAGCCCUCCAUCUGAAGCUGAACUAAAAGUGAUUGAGGCUAGGAGGGAACGUAACAACAAAAUAUCUUCCCUAAUUGGACAAUAUCUUCUGAAAGGUUAUAAGAUGCUAGCCACAACCUGUCCUGUGUGUGAAUGUGUCUUACUGGAAGAUCGAAUGAAAAAUAAGUAUUGUGUUGGAUGCUGUGAAGUGGAUGCUGACACCAGAAAGGAUAAUCCAGCUGUUAGUGAGGAAGCAGCCAGGAGAGCAGUGCAGGAGAUUCAGCACAGACAGAAUCAGGAUAAAGAAUCUUCGCCCAUAUUAACACCCUCAUCUAAUCAGAAUAUCAGGGUAGCUACCACCCAGUCAGAACCUACAGCUUUAUUGUCUGUUGCAACAUCCACUAGCGAAUCACCACCUGCUCAAGCCACUAAGAGUGUGAAAAGCUUGUUCAUCCAUGGGGUUGACUUACAUGAAGAUGUAACACAAGCUGUAGAUGCCUUGCGUGAGAAGUUGUCAUGGGCAAGUAAACAGCUAAAUGCUACAACAAGCAUUCAUGAGGCACAGACACUGGCAGCAUUGAUUUCAGAUACCUGUAGGGCUAUUUCUGCUCUAAGAGAUCUUUAAUGAGUGAGAAGAUAACAAAUAUGUUGCUUUGUUUUAAAAGCCUUUAAUCUCUGCUAGACUUAUUUUUCUGCUCAAUUUACUUCCUCUUUUUAACUUAAUUUCAAUGAUUAUUUUACACUGACAGUUAUAAAACAUUGUAUUGUUUCCAGGUCAUCAUAUCUUUAAGAAUAAUCUCUCUACUGCAGUUGAAAAACAUACCAUAUAAUCUGGGCAGAUAGUACAUAACAGGUAAUUUAUUCAUAAAGGGGCACCAUUACACAAACUCAGCAUAACUUAGGUUUUCCUUGAGACACCCAAGCAUGUCAAGUAGUGCUUAUAUAGGCUGUGAUACUAGCCUAACUUAUGAAUAUGCUGUAUGUGACAUCUGUGAAUAUAAUAAAUUGAAUUAUGUUUAGUUAUGUUUUAUUUUGAGAAUUUUUUUCUUUACCAUGUGGAGGGGAAUAUAUUAAAGAGGAUUAAAGUUUUCAUUCAUUUUUAUUAUGAAUCCUCAAAAUACAUACUAAAUACAUAUGACUGAGCAGAACAACUAUUACCUGCACAACUGAAACAUUUUACAUAUUAUGGGAGAUGGAUGUUGAAUGGCUUGUUCCCUAGAUAUAUAAUUAAUACAUAAACUUUAUUUUCUGAAGAUGAAUGAUGUAGAGUAUAUAUUUUGUUAAAGCUAAUAUGAAAAUGGAACAAAGAUAAGUCACUUUCAUUUUUAGUAGCACAGGUCUUACAAAAUAAGUAACUUAUUGUUCCACAAAUAAACUAAAUAUAAAAUUGUUAAUUUUGGACAGGCAAUUAAAUUUUUGAAUAAUCAAGAACUGCUUCCUGAUAAUUAUUUUAUUCUUUCAUAAAAAAUACCACUCUUAUUCAAUAUUUAGUUCUGAAAAGCCUAAAAAAAAAAAAAAAAAAAAUCUUUUGGGUGGGGGUGAGUCAUAUUACACACAUGUACACAAGACAUAUUUCAAUGUGAGCUUGCAAAAGAAUACCUUGUAUCUAAAGUGUACAAGUUGUUUUACUUCAGAAAGAAAUUAAGUUUUUUUUUCUGUGGGGGAAGGAAAGGAGAAGGGGGGAGGG
Molecule: messenger RNA, 2162 nt
Organism: Penaeus chinensis
Lineage: Eukaryota; Metazoa; Arthropoda; Malacostraca; Decapoda; Penaeidae
Product: protein ZNRD2-like
Exons: 5
Coding region: 468-1100 (210 amino acids)
Source: RefSeq, a predicted model, not a curated record